Molecule: messenger RNA, 5373 nt
Organism: Closterium sp. Yama58-4
Lineage: Eukaryota; Viridiplantae; Streptophyta; Zygnematophyceae; Desmidiales; Closteriaceae
Source: the annotation of a GenBank genome assembly
AUGGCGGACGCGGGGGCGCUGCGGGAGCAGGCAAAGGAGCUGAUGGCGCGGCGCGACAAUCUCGAGGCGCAGAUCAACGCGAUCGCUGCGAGAUUGAACGCGCCUGGAGGAGGCGGAACCAACGAGAGCCUGGUGGAUAAGGAGGGCUUUCCGCGUGCCGACAUUGACAUUCCUCGAGUGCGCAGCGACCGGCACCGCCUUGCAACGCUCCACACGGACCACAAGCAGCUGACGGGUCAGAUCGAGGCGCUGCUGGUGCAGAUUCACUCGCAGGCCAAACCCAGGGAAAGCACACGGCCAAAGGCAGAAGCUUCAGCCUCCACUCCUCCAUCAGCAAAUGCCACUGCCGCUGCCACUCCUGGUGCUGGCACUGCCGCUGCCAGCCCCACUGCAGCUGCUGCUCCCGAUGCUGCUGUCUCUCCUUCCAUAUCUGCUUCUGCAGCAGCACCACUCCCUUCCAUAGCAGCGUCCUCUUCCUCCACGCCCUUCGCGGUGGUGGAUGAGGUGACACCUGGCAGCCCAGCAGAGGUCGACGGCGUGAGACUGGGAGAUAGGCUUCUCCGCUUUGGCUCUGUCGCUGCUGGUGCUGCUGGUGACUUAACAGAAGGAAGGGAAGGGGGAGAGGGGAGCAGGGCGGUCGCAGGGGCUGAGUUGCUGAAGCAGGUGGCUGCAGAGCUGCAGGGAAGUGAAGGGAGAGGGGUGAGCAUGACAGUGCUGAGGGCCGGGAAUGUUGUCGAGCUGGUGGUGACUCCGCGACGAUGGGGCGGACGCGGGUUACUCGGGUGCCACCUCUCGCCCUGGAGCCUCCGUGCCCUUUUUAGGGUUUCCCUCCCUCGCUUGCGAGGGUUCUCCCGCUUGUUGAAAGCUCCUCGCGCACUCGAUCUCCUUGAAGCGCGUUUGGUGCGUUGGAUUCGUUACUUGUUUCAGUGCACCGCCGCCGUCGCCGUCAUCGUCGUCGCAAAAAUAUUGUCUGAAUCCCGCGAGGUGAUCAGUAUGGCGGGGCCGGUGGUGAAGGAGGGAGCGCGGCUGUUCCAGGGCGUGGAGAAGGACUCGCUCGCCUUCAAGCUCAUGAAAAACAUGGGCUGGGAGGAGGGCAAAGGGCUGGGGAAGAACGGGCAAGGCAUCGCGACUCACGUGCGCGUGACGAAGAAGUUCGACACGGCAGGCGUGGGGAUCGCGGAGGCGAAGAAGGAGUCGUGCAAUUGGUCCGUCAAUACCGCCGUCUUUGACGACCUUCUCAAGCGCCUCAACGUGGCAGUCAACGAUGGCAAGAGUCGUCAGCUGCAAGCAUCUGACUCUUCUCCCUCCGACUCCUCUGAUGACGAGUCCGAUGAGAGCAGAAGCUCAGGCGAGGGCGAGGGGGAGGGGGGGGUGAAGAUGAAAAAGAUGAAGAAGAUGAAGAAGAGCAAGAAAGAGAAGAAGGAGAAGGAGAAGCGGAAGCAGGCGGAUGAGGAGACAGAGUUGCCGAAACGGCAGAAGCUUGUGCGACCGCAGGGAAGGUAUCACCGCAGGGAGGCAGGCAAGUGCGUCAAGUCCUACUCUACCAACGACCUCUCCGCCAUUCUGGGUGCCGUCCCCACGUCGUCCCCUCCUGCGCCGCUCACGCCUCGCCUCGAACCAACGGCUACUGCAUCUCCCUCCACUCAGUCACUCACCCCUCCCACCACCCCACCUGCCGCCAACGCGUCUACUCCCACAGUGCUUACAGCAGCGGCAGAUGAAGCAUCAGCCCCCGCAGCAGCAGCGCCAGCAGCAGGGCGGGUACAGAAGCGGGUGGUGAAAUCCGCUUCUGAUACUGCUCUCUGCCACAGCAACAGCAGCGCUACAGGGUUGAAAAAGAAAGCUGCCGGAGCGGCAGGUUCGGCUGAGCCUAAGAAGGGCGGUUUGCUGGAGCUGGAGUGUCAGAAGCAGUUUGUCUUUCCGCCGCUGCCUGCCGAUUGGUGGGGCUCGAGGUUCGGGUUCGUGCGCGGGUCAGGCUCGGGAGCCGGGCGGCUGACGAACGAGGGAGGGGAGGAAGAUGGGGAGAAGAAGGCAGGGUUUAGCGAGCAAGACCAGGAGAAUCUGUACAACCUCGUGCAUGAUCAUGCGACGAGCGGCAAGCAGGGGUUGGGCAUUGGGGACCUGCCGCGGAAGGUGGCUGGGGCGCGAUGGAAGGGCACCAAACAGACGUUUGAAGACCUUGAGGAGGUUAGCGAGGAGGAGGAGAACGAGGAGGAUGGGAAUGAGAGCGAGGAGGAGCAGGAAGGGGAGGAGGUGGUGGAGGAGGGAAGAGGGGAAGAGGGGAGCAGGGAUGUUGGUGGUGCAGCCGUGGGCGCAGAAGGGGUGGCAUUGGCACAUGUUGCUGAUUCUGUCGCUGCUUCUGCGGAUGUGGAUGCAGGGAGGGGUGAUGGUGCUGGGUUAGCGGAGCAGGAGGGGGGAGAAAGGGAUGGGAAGAGCAAGAAGCGGAAGAGGGAGGAGCGGUCAAAGAAAGACAAGGGCGGGAAGGUAGCUGCGGAGGGCGAAGCAGUUCCAGGAGUUGCAGAGAGGCGGAGAGCGGUGAUUGGAAAGAGAUGGCAGCACAAAGAGAAGGCUGUGAAAGAAGAGGUGAAAGAGGAGGGGAUUGGUGCAGAGGAGAAGGGAAUGGAAGGAAGGGCAGGUGGCAGCAGGAAGAGGUUGAAAAAGGGUAGCAGCUCUGGCAGUGAUGCGGCUGACGGCUCAAAAGAUGGAGUUGCGUUGAAGACUCGAGUGAAACGCGCUGUCAAGAAGGCUCUGCAAAAGCAGGAGGGAGAGGCAGGAGUGGCGUUGGCCUCUCUGCGGGACACAGUGGGGCAGCAGCUGGAGCUGAGCAAAGCAGAGAGGAAGCAGCUCGUCAAGAUCAUGGACACCAAGUUGCCUGGAUGGGCUUUUGUCAGUGAUUCAGCCAUGGCGUCCCUCGCGCGCAUCCUCUCAGCAGUGGUGUUCGCGGUGCUGACGAUGGUGCAGGCGUUGGGGCUGCUGUUCAUGAUCUACUGGAAGCAGGAGCUCGCGUUCAGGGCUCCACCCGUCACUGAAUCUGACGGCAUUCUUGCCGAAUUUAAGCGCGCGUGCCUCGAAUCCGAGAGCGACUGCCCGGUUCUCGGGAAGGGAUUCUUCUUCGGCCUCGCCACGGCGCCUGCACACGUGGAGGACCAGCUCGAUGACGCGUGGCUGCGAUUCGCUCGGCGCGGAAGCAACGAGAAGCACGACCGAGGGCCUGUUCGGGCGUGGCACAACGUGCCCAAGCCUGAGCAGCGGCUUCGGUUCUGGACCGAGCCUGAGGUGGAGGUGGACCUGGCGGCGCAAGCAGGCGUGGAGGCCUUCCGCAUGGGCGUUGACUGGGGGAGGGUUGUUCUGCGCGAGCCACAGGGGGGGAAGAUGGAGAUUGACCAUGCAGCAGUGGCGCGCUACAAGGAGAUAAUGGCGCUGGUGCGGGCGAGGGGCAUGCGCGUGAUGCUCACGCUCUUCCACCACUCGCUGCCCUCCUGGGCCGAGCCCAUUGGCGGCUGGACUAGUGCGACUCUUGUUGGGCACUUCGACUCCUGGACCCAGCUGGCAGUGAGGGAGUUCGCCCCACUGGUGGACUACUGGGUGACGUUCAACGAGCCGCACCUCUUUGUCAUCCUCACCUACUGCAUGGGCGUGUGGCCGCCCGGCAAGGCGCCCUCACUGCUACAAUCGGCGCUCUGCAUGUCGCCCGUGGGGCAGUACAGCCAGGCCAUGCACCACAUUGGGGAGGCUCACAUCGCUGCCUUCAAGACAAUUAAGAAAGGGAGCGCAGCCCCAGUGGGCAUCGCAGCCAACACGGCAUUUAUGACGCCCUUCAGCGCACUAGACGUCGUGGUACCGCUCUACAUCGAUUGGAUGACGCUCUUCCCCUGGGUCGACCACAUCCAGCACCACCUCGACUUCUGUGGCCUCAACUACUAUGGCCAGGAGUUCAUGUCAACAGCAGGUCUUCAAAGUGUCGAGGAAGAGGAAUUCUCCGAAGCAGGCCGUGCAGUCUACCCUGACGGCUUCUACCGCAUCCUCAUGGCCUUCCACCGCCGCUACUCGCCCCGCCACCCCAAGCUGCGCUUCAUUGUCACGGAGAACGGCUUUGCCGACACUGAGGAUAACAUCCGCCGCCCGUAUCUCAUCGAGCACCUGCUGGCGCUGAACGCGGCCAUCAAGGAGGGCAUGCCCAUAGAUGCGUAUUUCCACUGGACCAUCAGCGACAACUGGGAGUGGGCGGACGGCUAUUGCCCCAAGUUCGGCCUGGCAGGCGUUGACAGGGCGUCCCCCAACCUCACGCGCGUGCUGCGCCCUUCGUACGGGCUCUUCAAGGAGAUCGUGGAGACACGGCGGGUGACGGCGCAGCAGCGGGAGGAGGAGUGGGGGCAGCUGCAGCAGCGGGCGCAGCGCGGCGAGCAGCGUUCCUACUGCCGCGCCGUCGAGCCCAGUGGUCGCAUGGGUGCUGAUUCCCUUGACUCGCCCACAACGCGGGUCAUAGCCACCAAGGACUGGCGCUAUGGCGAGUACAGGCGCCCCAAGGCAGCAGUGAUGGUGAAGCAGGAAGGCGAAGGUGAGGCUCCUGACGAGCCUUCGAAAGAUGCGCCCGCGCGAACAGGCCUGGAUUUCUUGCGCGCGGCUCACGCAAACCCUUCGCCUGUGGUUACGCCAGGCCCGUCAUCUUGCAGCAAAGGAAAGGACAUUGUGUCCGUGCCGACUCCAUCCAAAGCCGACGCACCGGACAGUGCUCCCGCCACUGUCAGCGUGACGGAGGUGGGCGAGUCAUCGUCUGCAGCCUCGAAGAAGAGGCGUCGCUACGCGCAGGCCGUCUUACCGUUCGGCACGCCACCAGCAAAACCGACUCCGCCGCCCGCUCCUGUCCAAGCUCCGAAGCGGGUCUCCCGUGAACUCACCGACGCCGAGAAGGCUGAGGAGAAAUUCUUGAAGGCGCAGCAGCUCUACAUCACGCAGUGGCUGCCGAAGUUCGACUGGCUGCUGCUGGACAAGAACGAAGAAGAGCUGCCCCGACUGCGAUGCAGCAUUUGCGUGGAGCACGGAAAGGACGAUGCGAAGUUCGGCCGAAACGGAACGGGGGGGCGCGAUCUGCAGCUCGGAUCGAUGCGAAGCCACGAGGUGAGCGGCCGCCACGAAGAAGCCAUGAAACGGCAGCGGACUUUGAUGGCGGAGAUUGAGAAGCAGAAGCGGAUUGACGACUUCGCCAACCACGACAAGGAGGGGGCGCGACUGACCCGGCUCAUGCGCGGCGUGCAGUUCAUCUGCGACCACGACGCACCAAUCGCCAUGUUCCCGAAGCUCAUUGGGUUCCUCGCGGAGGAGGGUGUCGAGGACAUCCCGCUUCAGUCGUACGGCGUGUACAUCACACAGUAA